CUUGUUAACUGUGAUUGGUCUAUCUUGAUAAAAUUUUGCAUAUCAAUAAUCGUACUUACCUUCGUUAAUGAGUUCUUCUCAGUCUAAAACUAGAUUUUAUUUGGAGUUUUCUUCGGCCUGGUUCGGUAAUUGAUUUUUCAGAGCUGCUUCAUUUUGUCCAAAAAGUAUAUUAAUUAGUGUAUUACCAUGUCGCUGCCGCGUUUUUACUUCGGUUUACUGCAGCGAAAAAGUUUUAGAGUAGCUGGGUUACGUAAUUUCAAUGUGAAAAGUACUCCACGCCUUGGGUUUCCUUGCACAUACUCCGAGGAAGAAACUCAGAAAAUUCUCAACACGCUCAACGAGGAGGACGUGGAACAACUCUAUAAGUAUAAUAUAUCAAAGUAUCGCCUUAAGAAAAUAGAAGGAUGGCGGAACAAGUUUGGCUCAUUUAUCUCCCUUGAACAAGUCCUCGAACUAGACGGGUUUGGAAUAACGGUUCUACGCAAAUUUUACGACUCCAUAGUACAGAGCCCCAAAAAUGAAGAAGCGGUUGCACAGAAAGCCAUAAAGAAGGAUCCUAAAUUUACCACCCCUAUCUUUCCGGUUACUGCUAUCCCGAAGGUUCAGAGCUGCGUUUCCCUGUACGUGGGCUUAGACUUCGUAACUUGGGCCAAGUUUAAGGUAGCAAAAGAUCAACCAACAGUUUUGACCGGGUGGAGCAGUUUCCAGAUAAGCGACCGCAAGUUGCACGUGAGCGAACUGAUCCACAAUGUGACUCAGAUCAACCAGUUGAUUCCGGAGGCAGAUGUGUACGUAGUAGAAAAUCCGGCUGUGGCGCAGAUGGUGGCCAUGGGAAGUGCAGUGCAAACCAACAUAAAUGUCCAAAAGUCUCAACUGAUUGCCAUGAUUAUGCUGAUGUUGGCUAAUCGCGUUCCGGAAUGUCCGGAUAUCGUGCCCAGUGUAUACUUCUUGAAACAGUAUACGUCGGCGCGUCUGUUUGGAAUCUUCGUCGGCAAUGAACGAGUAUCUGCCGAUAGUGUGGUUCGAUCCUUGAUGGAACGACAGAUUGGUCCUAAUGAAGAAAGCGUUCGACACGAACAGUCAAAAGUAGAUAUUCCAUCCGGUUUGAAAGUGGUUUAUGAAGAGAACGAUAGUGCUGAACGGGAAUUUUUAGGACAAUCGAUGUUAUUGGGUCUGUCGUUCUUAAGACUCUGUGUUUUUAAAUGCGAAGAUAGCUUGCAAGUUUUCCGGCGAUAAACUUGAGCUUGCACCAAAGGUAUGUACAUAAAAUAAUAUGGUUUAGUAUAUCAAUAA
This is a messenger RNA of Armigeres subalbatus, 1293 nucleotides long. RefSeq lists its product as uncharacterized. Gene Ontology annotation, molecular function: DNA polymerase processivity factor activity. The transcript is spliced from 2 exons. Bases 187 to 1236 code for a protein of 349 amino acids. The record is from RefSeq and is a predicted model, not a curated record. Gene Ontology annotation, biological process: mitochondrial transcription; transcription elongation by mitochondrial RNA polymerase. NCBI's taxonomy places the organism in Eukaryota, Metazoa, Arthropoda, Insecta, Diptera, Culicidae. Gene Ontology annotation, cellular component: mitochondrial nucleoid.